Messenger RNA from Linum trigynum, 4934 nucleotides. NCBI's taxonomy places the organism in Eukaryota, Viridiplantae, Streptophyta, Magnoliopsida, Malpighiales, Linaceae. The record is from the annotation of a GenBank genome assembly.
CCGUGUUUUUGGGUAAUUACCACAAUACCCUUCCCCUUUUUGGGGCACCACAACGAGAAAUAAAAAUGUCUCCGCCAGCGCAUUUUGAACCCUCAUCCUCUGGGUCAAACGCAAUUUUGGCCUGACGUUUUAGCCAGUUGGGCUGCCGGCCCAUCACGCAUUUAUAUGGUAAUCCCAUUUAGUUUUAUUUGUUUUAAAUCCUUAAUACGAAAUGUAGAAUGCGUAUUAAGUUUAUCUCGUUUUUUAAUACGCCAAAAUACUUCCUAAUAGCUAAAAUACUUGCAUUUAUUGUCAUAACCUCAUAAUAAUCUAAAUGAAUUUUUAUUAACAAAAUUAUCAUACGAAAAUCACGAUCAAUGGAACGUGAUUACAAUUAAAUUAUCAAAGUUCGAACGAACUACGUGGACUUUGAUCCCGUCUAACGGGUACGUAGGCAACCGAUAAGGUUCGAGUCCAACUAACCAAUUAAUUCCAUUUUUAAUUUUUACGUCAGUGGACGUACAAUUAAAUUAUAAUUAAUACGAUUUAAUAUUUUUAAUGGUCCAUUGGGACCCUAAAUUUACUAAAUUAUUAAUAAAAAUACACCUAACUCAUAAAAACUUAUCGACUUAAGUAGUACCGAUUUAUUGCGUUGUGGGGUGUGAUUUCACUUCCCCACACGUAACCGUACUCCCGAACCCAUAUCUCUUAACCGCAGACCAUAUCUCGGUUCCGACCCUAAGGUUAGAGCCGAUCCAAAGAGUGUUCGAUCCACUCCAACUAAGAUCGAUGGCGACUCCCAAAAAUGCCGACGCGACGACAUACGGACCCCUGGACGGGACGGUUGCGACAGUUGGCGACUCCGCUGGGGACCUCGAGAGUCGAGCUACAUAACUAAGUUCGAUAAGUUUUAUAAUUUUCUAUUACGUGUUGGGUGUUUACUUUCUUAUUUGCACAAUUAUAUUUUCGCAAUUUAAUUCUGCAUUCAUGCACAAAAGCUCUAUACCCGAGCUAUCCUAUUACAAUCGGAAAAGGAGUACCGUGACUUUCACAGUAGUGGAAAUCACGCAAAACUUUCCAACCAAGUUGAACUCAGAUCCGAGGUGGAUCUUGAGGUAUCCAGCUAGUUCGUAAGGGCUAUGGCAGGAUACAACUUGGGAGCCAAAUCCCUAGGAAUUCCUCUACCAGCAUAUAGUAAGCAUAGAGGCCUACCUAAACCGUCCAAAAUAAUCCUGAAACAACCCUAGCACCGCGUCAUUAUGCCCUCUGAAACCCCUAGGUUUUCCCAAAUAGGGUUAUGUUUUUAUUACCUAUAUGUAUGUUUUGUACUAACGUGAUAACUUGUGAUAUGUUCUCCCAAUCGCAAUAUAUUUAUUUGUGAGAACAAUGUGAAUUUUCUUUUCUUCUUUGAAAAAAAUAAACUCAUAAGCAUCAUUCUCUUUUUGUAUUUUCAUUUAUGCAUUUAAAAUAAAUCAUAAUAACAUUUUCAAAGUGCACGUGCAUCCAAUGAAUCAUAUGUGCAUCUGUGCAUCGCAUAAGCAUAAUACAUACUCUCCAUUACUCAUUCAAGUCAAUUUAAUAAAAUUAAUUGGUCAAGGUUCCUUAAAAUUGCUCGUCCACAAGGAAAAAGUCAAGACUUCAAGUACUUAACAAGAUCUAAGCUCGAGCUAGUCAUGGAGGCAUUUCAAAAAGAGUUGAACGACAUCAAAGGAAAGCUGACAGGGUUUGAUGAGAAGUUAGUGGGGUUCGAUGAGAAACUAACUGGUUUCGAUGAGAUGAAAAGCCAGCUCAACACAAUAUUGAGCAUAUUGUCAAGAAAGGGAAAGGAGGUUGCAACGAAUGAGGAAGAAAUCGUAUUUGACGACGACGAUCACUAUGAGCAACCUCAGGGAAACGUCUCGGGUAGUAAAUUCAUCCUCAUACCUUCAAAGAACACAGGCGACAAAGGUGACAUUGGGUCAUCAAAGCAUGACAAAUCCGGAGAACCCGAGAAGCAAGAGGAACAUAAAAUCGAAGCUAUGCUAGAAGAAAAAUUAGAACACAUGAAUGAACGAAUAAGAAGCAUAGAAGGAGUUGAGUCAUACGAGCCUAUGGAUGCAUCAAAACUAUGUCUAGUCCCAGAUGUCGUGAUUCCUCACAAAUUUCAAAUGCCAGAAUUCGAAAUAUACAAUGGCACCACUUGCCCAAAAAGCCAUCUGGUCAUGUACUGCAACAAAAUGGCCAACCAUAUCCGAGAUGAAAGGCUAAUGGUACAUUGCUUCCAAAACAGCCUGAGUGGUUCUGCCCUACGAUGGUAUAUGCAACUAGAGAAAACAAAAGUAAGAAGAUGGCAAGACCUAGCCGAUGCAUUCAUGAGGCAUUACAAGCAUAACCAAGAUCUAGCUCCAGACCGAGAAGAUCUGAGGAAUAUGGAAAAGAAUGAGAAAGAGUCUUUCAGGGAAUAUGCUCAAAGGUGGAGAGAGAAAGCUGCAGACGUUCAACCUCCUCUGUCAGAAAAAGAGAUGGUGUCAAUCUUCUUCGGAACGCUAAGGGCUCCAUACUACAACAACAUGGUCGGAAUUACCACAACCAACUUUGCGGAUCUGCUUGUAAUCGGAGAGCGAAUAGAAAAGGGUUUGAAGCAAGGUCGGAUGGAAACCCCAGAAGCCUCUAAGAAACCACACCAAGCCCGAAGAGGAGAAGUAGAUGUCCAUUAUGCUCAAGCAGAAUCAUCCAGAGGAAGAAGGUGGGAUCAUCAACCUCAAGCCAAUCAAGCCCAUCCAUGUGUUGCAAAUGCUGCAAUAAUUAAUCAACGUCCAAAUUUUCCUACUCAACGAGCCAUCCAGAGCCCGACACGAGUCGCACCACCACCAAAUAACCAAAACCAGAAUAAUUAUGAGAGGUUCAGGAAACCCAUCCAAAUCGAUCCUAUCCCUAUCACAUACACUGAACUUUUCCCUCAGCUGAUUCAAAGUAACCUAAUCUCCCCAAUACCAUGUGAACCUAUGAAACCUCCUUAUCUAAAUUGGUACAAAACAGACCAACAUUGUGCUUACCACUCGGGAGUAGCGGGACACUCGACUGAGGAUUGCAGAUCGCUCAAGAUCAAGGUCCAACAAAUGAUGAAUAUUGGCUGGUUAAAGUUCGAAGAUGAGCCAAAGCGUCCGGAUGUCAACAAUAACCCACUGCCAACUCAUGGGAAUUAGUAGACAUACUACAAGGCAAAUCUCGAUUUAAGGAUGAUGUUGAUCCUAUCUAGUAAAUAAAAUAUCGAGAUAAUUUGCCAUAGCAAAAUAUGUAUCACGUUUGCUUUUAUCAUCAUAAAUAAAAGGUCUCUCACGUUUCGACUCUUUGGAGCAUUGUGUGACCACUAUCAAUCUAAAUUUAAGAGUUCGCAUCAAUGAUUUUUCAUUAUCAAAAUAACGAAUGCCACUUCAUAAUCUUUUUUUUUUAACAUAUUCAUUUUCUCAAAAAUGAAAGCCAUCAAAAUCCAGUUUUAUUUUUGAGCUAAGCCAUGAGAUUUUCAUGCCAAGAAAAUGUGAUCACCCCACUAGUGUUGAGAUUCGGGACACCCCACUGGUGUCGAGCAAUUAUUAAACAUCAUGCUACUAUCGAUAUUUUGAGCACCCACUAGCGAUUGAGAGUGUGGGCAAUUUGCUAAAAUCGAGAGAUAGACACCCUACUGGUAACCAUGAAUUACGUGAGUUAAUAGUCAAAAGGUGUGAUGAGUAUACGACAUCAUGCUACUUGUAGAAUCUCGUCACCACUAUAGUCGCCUUUCGCCAACAAAUUGACUCAGAUAACAUGAAGUCAAAUAGCCAAAUCCUGAUGCACAGGGAGCCAUAACAUUACUAUCACAACAAGAAACGCCUCACAGAGUCUCGUGACUAAAGGAUUGAGGAAGAUCAAGGAUAUAAUUUAUCGUGCUAAGGAAUCACACACAGGAAGCACUCAUAUACUAGGUACAAGAGCUUACAUCCUUACAGGCAGAAAACAUCCAUUAAACUCACACGUCAAAGUUUGAUUGUGAGAUAUUUACGCAAUACCGGCUAGCACACGGUGUCAACAUCCACGCUUUACCAAAAAGAAUGGCAAAUUUAAUCUAGUUAUUGAGAAGUGGCACUCACAUCAUCGAUCAUCAAGAAGACUCUCUACCUUUCGAUAAUCGUCCUACCAAAUACAUGUGUUAGAUUUAGGAAAAUGUGAAACGUAUAUGGGGGCAUGACAGAGUCAAGCAAGUCCCAUACAAAAAAAAAAGCAAAGAAAAAAGGACAAAAGAAAAACAAACAAAAUGUCGUGGGACUUACAAUCUAGGUACCCCCGGUUUAGCAUUUGAAGUACCAACUAUCGGUACCAAGCCAAGAUCUUUGCCAACCAACCUCAAGAUACAGCAAUGAGGACCUUCAAGCAAGAAACUUCCAUGAUAAGAAACCCGUCAUAGCCAAAACCACAUCAUCCAAGGUACUCAUCAUUUUGAGAGAAAGCCAGAAGCUAAAAAUCCACAGCAUUCAACAUUUAGAGGCCAAAAAAGGAUCUCGAGAAGUCCCUAGCCAUGUUGCACUCACAAAAAAUCCCCACCUCGGCCUUUGAACAAUAAUUCCAAAGACAGGGGGCAAAGCCAACUGAAGAUACAUUCCAAAAAAAAAAACCGCCAGUAUUUUCGAACAAGACUUCACUAGCAAAAAGGAUCCGGAUAAUAGUGGUUGUUAACCCAUCAAGUCAAUCACAUACUCUGGGGGCAAAAGCCAAAAUCCCUCUACAAGAAAUUUUAUACGGAUAAUGUCAAGAUUUCAUAUACUCGCCACCCAUCUGAAUAAACUACACCUCAAGAACAGGGAGACUCGUAUCCUCAAGGUCAUAUCGGACAAAAUCCUCUUUCAUGAGAGACUGAAAAUAUCUGCGACGAAUCCAUAUGGAGACCUCCUAAAUCAUUCAUACCAAGGGCUUCCAUAUUUGAGUAAAUCUUCACAAGGAAC